This is a messenger RNA of Botrytis cinerea B05.10, 2450 nucleotides long. RefSeq lists its product as hypothetical. Gene Ontology annotation, molecular function: transmembrane transporter activity. Bases 359 to 2098 code for a protein of 579 amino acids. Gene Ontology annotation, biological process: transmembrane transport. The record is from RefSeq and is a predicted model, not a curated record. NCBI's taxonomy places the organism in Eukaryota, Fungi, Ascomycota, Leotiomycetes, Helotiales, Sclerotiniaceae. The transcript has a single exon.
GGCUAGAGCUUCCCUCGGCUUUCCAAUGACAAAAUUUGCUUCUGUUCUCUUCUGCUAGAAAUACUACCAAAAACCAGUCGAUUCAUUCAUUCAUUGGCUUUGAAGACGAUGUUAUAAUUCCAUGAUAUAUAUUUAAAAACUCAAUUUCACUGGUUCAUUUCCAUUAUUCUUGAUGUCAAGGUACCUACCUAAUCUCCAUCCUCCAAGUACCAGCUCGUUCUAGACCUUGGCUCAUAACUCAACCUGAGCACACGACCUCCUACAAGGCCCCUCGACCAACAAGAUUGAUAAGAAUCAAACCAUCUUUGUUCUAUCCUCGAAUACACCAACACGAUAACCAUCUGAGACAUCAAUCAUCAUGGGAAGGGCGAAAUUUCCCAGCGGGAUGGAGCGUCGAAAGUCCUCUACUCCUCACUACCACACCUUCCCCACCCCACCACCCAAGUCUCGCGGCAGACCUCAAGUCACAUCAACUUUGUCAUCUGGUGGCGAUGGAUCUGCGCACUCGAAUUCGAAUGAAGGGGAGCCCGAAGAUGAACAAAAUCAAUCUCCUCUUCCAAUAAAACAACUCGCUGUAUUAGCAAUCAUCGCGCUCGCCGAACAAACCGCGUUGAAUUCGAUAUCUCCAUACCUUCCCGAAAUGACGUCGAAAUUUCCAGAAGUUGAUCCAAGUCAAAUAGGUUUAUACGUCGGAACUAUAGCGUCGAGUUUCGCGUUCGCGCAAUUUACAACGAACUUUUUCUGGGGCUGGUUAUCUGAUAGGAUAGGGAGGAAGCCGGUGGUAAUGCUUGGGACUCUUUUGACAUCAGCAUGUUUUGUUGCUUUUGGAUUCUGCAGAACAUUAUGGCAGGCAGUGUUGGUACAAGCGCUCAUGGGUAUGGUCAACGGAAAUCAGGGUGUAAUAAGUACAUGUUUAGGGGAGAUCACGGACCGCAGUAACCAGAGUAAGGCAUUUGUCUAUCUGCCAGUCAUCUAUGGAAUUGGUGGCAUAACAGGACCAGCUUUGGGUGGGUUGUUAAUUUUCGAAGAGAAUCCCUUCAACAAGGGGCAUCCAAAUCCUUAUCCAUAUCUACUACCGAAUUUGUUUGCGGCAUCAAUAUUAAUCCUCGACUUGGUAUUGACGGGCUUUUUCCUGGAAGAAAGUCUGGAAGAGGCAAAAAAUCUUCCUCCUUUGAAGCAUCGAAUGAAGAGCCUCUUCACGUGGAUGUGGCAAUUCACAGGAGGAGCUCGACAUCCAACCUAUACAAGAACCCCCUCUCAGCGUGCACUCCUUCAUGACUCUGAUGCAUCGGACGAAGAAGAUUCUGAGACCGAAUCACUCCUCUCAACGGGCGACUUCUUCCAGUCAUCAAAUGAAGCUCACUUAUCCUACAAGGAAGUCCUAAAUCGCGACACUGUAAUCCUUCUUGGUACUUAUCUUAUCUUUCAACUCUCGAACAUUUCCUUCAACUCUCUUUAUCCUAUCUUUGCAUCGGCUCCCGAGCGCUCUGGACGAGCACUUUCUCCUUCUGAAAUCGGUCUUUCUCUCUCUUUUGCAGGAAUAGUUACAAUUGUCUUCCAAAUUGGCAUUUUUGGUAAACUCAAAGAAAAGAUGGGAAACAAAGCAACGUAUAGGUCAGGAUUGUUCCUCUUCUUCAUUUCCAUGAUGCUUAUGCCAUGGAUCGGAUACAAGGACUCUCCUCCACCUUUCGGCAUCGGAAAUGGAAAAUUAUGGCUGUGGGUUGAACUUGGCUUCGUCCUGUUAUUGAAAACAGUAGCCGCUGUGGGAGGACUCACAAGUGCUCUUUUACUUAUCACAAAUUCUGCGCCUAAUCAUGGUGUGCUUGGCACAUUGAAUGGCCUGGCACAAACUUUAAGUGCAGCGGGAAGAGCAGCAGGCCCUUUCUUGAGUGGAGGAUUGUUUACUUUGGGAACAAAGAUUCAUAAUGGGGGAUUCCUCACCUGGGGCGUUUUUAGUGGGAUCGCUUUGGUGGGAUUUGUGUUCAGCUGGGGAAUCCGAGGGAAAGAUUUGGAGAGUGGGGACUGGAGUGAUGAGAGUAGUGAUGAGGAGAGCGAUAGUGAAAGUGGUGAGGAUUUAGAGGCUGGGCAAUCAUCGUGAUAAGUUUGAGAGGUUCAUCGAUCGGAUCCCCGGUAUUAUAUUGUAACAAAUACUUUACAUUUUGCGUUGUUCUUGAUGGGAAUGGGAUGUAUGUUUUUCAUAUUGGUAUAGGGUAUUCAUUGGGCGGUACAGGAGUCUCGGCGCAUAGAGAGAAGAAGGGAUGAUAGCGAGAUUAGACUUUUACACGGGGAAGUAGAACAUACAUGAGCAGCGUGCAUACAAAUACUGUGGAUUUAGAAGCUUUUGUAGCUAAUACAAUUUAUCUCACCAAGCAUUUCUAUGAUCAUAAUAUCGACCCCAUCGGAAGCUUAGCGCACGGGCCAAUUUACACAAUACCAAAAGCAUCCAUCCA